ACUACCUCGCGGCCACCUUUUCGCUCAAUUAGGACGGAUCCCUUCACUCCGUUUCGGAGCUCGGAUGAAUCCGAACCACACGACUACCAUGUCGCGCAAUUCUGCCGCACCGAGCCCCGCCUCGUUGGAGCUCGGGUGGAUCCGUACUACAAGGUUCUGUGGGUGGACUUUGAUGUUGGGACGUGCUCGAGUUUUCGCUCGCCCCGUCUUGUGUGCGCUGAGUGUCUUGAGUGGACGUACGCCUCCUGAUCCGGCGGUGGGCAUGUCGGACGACUCGGAGGACGAACGUGCGCGGGCGCCUUUAAAAUUGGGCUUGCAGGGAUCUCGACGCCAAGGUUUGCUUGGGGAGUCGCCGAUUCGGACGUCCCUUGGAGGCGGCCUCGGCGAACGGUUGGAGCAGGCCUCGGGAUCGCGGUCUCCCCAACGCCUCGUGGCAAGAGUCGGUGCAUUCAUUAGUAGCAGAGAAGUGGCCGACUUGACGGCGGGAGAUCGACCGGGUGCCUCGUGGGUUCGAGAGGUCCGUGGAGCUGCUAAUACGACUCGGUCGGUCCGCCCUGCUCCUGCACAUCUGCAGACGGAGGCGAGCCCACGUGGAGAAGCAGGUGGGAACGUCGCUGGUGAAGAAGAGGUACUUGAGUUGGGGGCGACUCAUGAGAGCUCGCCUGUGACGAGUCAGUCGGGAGGCAAGCGCAACUUGCCACUUGACGAAGGGCGGGAGGGAUUGGCUGCUCUGAAAAGGCAAAGAAAGCAAGGAGGGAGUGCUCGGACGCCGAUGACAGAAGAGCGCGGUUCCGUUGAUAAGAGGAAAAGAGUUGGAGGUGGGGAUGAUACGCCCAAAGAUUCGUCGACACAACGAAGAACCAGUGAGUCUUCCGGCAAGCGGUCGAAGUCGGCGAAGGGGAAGAAAGCAGAUGAAGGCGACACAGGGGAGGGGGACGAUGACGUGGAGAUUAACGUGAACACAUUUAACCUUGACAGGGCGUUCUUCCUGGGGAUGAAGACAGGGGUGCAGAGGGACGUCGUGUUGCACAUCCAUCCCGAACGAAUCUUGCCUAUUCCAGACUGGGAGGACGCGUAUAACCACCAAUCCUUGGACGAGUUCCUCGUGGACACUCUUGCGGCGGCUAUGAUCGACUGCUAUGCACGUAAAGACAUGAGAUAUACAAAGCCCAUUUUCGUUCUUGCUCCGAUCGUCGCGCCAGCGGAGAAGGACAAACCUGUUGUGCGCGUGCUGCCUGAAGACUUCGACGACUCCCACCCCGAGAAAUACUGGUAUUAUCCUGUGUGUGGCCAGCAUAAUGCAAGGGUAGCGAUGAAGGUGGCGGACCAUGCUAUGUUCAAUUACUACAACUUCUGUGAGUGGCCGUUCAGACCAAUUUACUUCCCUGACGACGAGUUCGAUGGCUACACCCAUGUUCUGGACGACAAGCUUUGGAACGAGAGCAGGAAGUUUUUCAACGACACGACGUAUGUCAACAAGUGCCCUCAAUAUCUGGGGUUUCAACAUGAGAACAACGUCAAGAAAACUACUGCUCUUGUGAACGACCCACAUUUCCCGGCGGAGUGGAAACGUGUGGUCCUAUCGGUGCUCACUGGAGAGCGCGCGCAAAGCAGAAAAGGUCCUCGAGGCAUUGAUGAAUGCAUCAACAUUUUAUGGAGGAAGACAAGCGUCGUGACGACACUGGCCCCGUUUGUUGUCGACCCGUUGAAUGCCAUGGACCAUAAGGACACGCUGGGUAAACUGGGUCAUCAGUUGCGCUCCCACACUUGCGUGCUCGACUUGUGCGGAACCGUGGAUCGGACGCGCUGGGAUUCAGGAGCAUUCGCGUCUCUGAGUGAGUUCCUGGGCUUCAUUUGUCAGGACUACUGGACCUUGGUGGUAUUCAUUCCCUGCCUGUGGGACCUGUCCUUCAUGACAUGUUUGGCUGCGCUUGGGGCCACCCGAUGCUACACAGGGAAGUGGGUGCGCAAGACAGCAGCGAAAAAGACGCAUCGGUUCGGAAACAGCAUGUGGGAGGAGCCGGAUGUUAUGCACAUCCUUUUCAAAGGCGAGGAUCCGUGGCUGCUGACUCAGCCAGUGUUCGAGGGAGCUGUUGCCGCAGACGAUGCCGCCGCUCUCCGGAGGAAGCAGAAAGUGACACCUGUGGAUGUGGAGGAGAGGCCUUUCAAGUCCUUGCAAUUCGCGGACUUCGGGAACCACAACCAGAAGGGGGUUGUAUACAAGGACUUCGAGAGGAAUUCUAAUCAGUUAUCGAGUCAUUUUCUUUUCUUCUGUGUCGUGGCGGAUGGCAUGCUGUUCUUGGGCAAUCUGCACGCGCUGGUGGUGUGGAAUCUGCUUCACCAGGGAAGGCACGUCUUGGCCUUGGAUGGGGACUCAAUGCAGCUUGAAUACACCUCGCAGUUUGUUGCACACGAGGUCCAGUCUGGGGCUUACGCGUGCGAUUUCCACCAUGUCGUUGUCGAGCCUGUGUAUGACCCGAAUAAGGACAUGUUCUUCAAGUUGACUCCGAAGAAAAGGCGCCAGGUCUACUCCUUUCUUUUCGGCCAUCAACCGAAGUGGAGAGUAGACGAGCAGUUCGUGAUGCGAAAACAAGUCGCCAUCGCAGUCCUCCAGGGCUACCACGGGGCGAGUCGCACCAGCGCAGUGGGUUUCAUGAAAAGGUUGGAAUAUGUCUUUUUCGAUGAAGGUGUGGUCGAUCCGGCGGGCUUUACUUUGAACAAGUACAGGCUGGCAUUUGGUGAUGACGAUGACUUCAACAUCGAGACUGAGCCGGAGGAGAGCGUUGAGGACGACCUCUUCGAUUUGGAGGGCCAAUUGGCCAUCUUCAACGCGCAAGUUUCUGAGUCGCCCUCAGUAUGCAAACCGGGGACACCGCUUGCUACACCCACGUCAGCCGGUCCCACGCCCGUGUCCUCCUCAGUGCCUGUCAAGAGGGUUGGGUUGUCUCGUCUGAAGACUUCGCCGAUGGAGUCUAUGCGUCUCUCACCGCUCCCGGAACCCUAUGAUGUUGUAUUGGAGAAAUUAAGUGAGGUCAAUCGACGAUGUGUGGACGACCCUGCUCUGCGCAAGUAUGGGGACACGAUUUUCGAAUUAGUGCAGUCCAAUCAUUGGCUGGAAGUAACCUCCGCGUUCUACAGCCUUCCGUUAAGCCCGUCAAUUAAGCAAGUGAGUUGGGACUUGCCUGCGAUCACGCCGCCAGCUGCAGUUGUGAAGCGCAAGUCUCGCGGAAAGGACGACGAAGGGGACGGUCAGGGCGGCGGGCAACGCGGAACCGGAGGGGGGAGCGCACCACGCUCGACGAAAGAGCCAGCUCAAGGGCAAGAAGGCGGCGGAGAGGGGAGAAAGGGCAGCCGAGAGAAGAAAAAGCAGCACAGCAGAGAGAAGACAAAGCAUCACAGAGGAGACGGGCAGGGGUCCGAUGUCGACGGCAACGAGGACGGUGGGGCGUUGGCGGUCACAGGCAGCACCUCAAUGGAGACGGGAAAAGACUUCAGACCUGGGUGGAUUCCGCGGCCUGGCGAGCAGGAUCCUGUGAUUAGCUCCACCAGCGCAACAGAGUUUAUCGAUGCGGUUGGCAGGGCAGAUGAUGCAAAGGACGACACUUGCCCUGCUCAGGUCCAAACCCCAUUGGCGGGUUGUCUCGGAUCAAUCCGAACCACGAGAACUACGUCGCUGUCCGGAACUCAGUACCCCGCGGGAAGCAAAAUGACAACAUACCUCGGGCCGCAUUGGGGAGUUCGAAUUGAUCCGAACCUGGAAGACAGUACCGUCAAGAGAGCACGGUGGUCUACGGAAGUCGAACGGAUGGUCCGAGUUUCCGAAAGCAUUGCCAGCCAAAUUCGGAUUCAUCCGAACCAGGAGGACGAUUCGGCAAUGACAGUCGAUCGGUAUGAGGACGUCGUAAUGCUGUGCACGGAAGCCCGCCAGGAGCUGCAGGCAGACUGUCCGACUUUGGUAGUCGGUGUUCGAGACGAUGCCAUGGAUUCCCUUCAUGGUGAGUUACCGCCCACUUCCAAUGUCCAGUCUUGCACACUCGGGGAUGAAUGCCUGGUGACGGUAAGCACUAAGUUAGCAGUCUUAAGCGACUCUCCGAUGGAAGCGGACACGUCCGCGCCACCGGAAAUUGUCGGGGCUCGGAUGAAUCCGAACCAGAGCUAUAAUGAUGCUGGUUUGGAGAUGGCCGUUAUUCAGAUGCAUCCGACACACGCAGACGCUGGACUUGAACUGGCAGUCGUUGAGGAUCGUGGACAUGUGACGUCUGUGGACAAAACGGACGGGUCCUCGGGGAUGCAUUCCGCGGACGAUCGGAUUGAUCCGAAACCUGGCGACAUCAGCAUGCCCCGCGAUACUUCAGGCAAUGAGAUGGGGGCCGUCGAGUUGGAUCAACGAGUUCAGCCGGGGUGCGACGACCCCUUGUACUCCGACCUUCGUGACGAGGUUAUGGGGGAGGACAUUCUGAAGAAGGCCUCUGACGCUGCUAAGGACAGCUUGUUCUAUUUCAGUGAUGACGACAAAGACACAGCGCGCGACGACAAACAGUUCAAGGGGGAAGAGGUCAUGCUGGACAUCGAUGCGACCUUGGACCCGACAGAUUACGACAUAGUGGCGAUGGAGAAAACGCAAUCUAUCCAUGUUGUGGACGUCGACGCUCUUAGUCCAGAGAGGGACAUAAUAAAAUUGGAUGAUCCCCGCCAUCAAGAUAGGAAAGAAGUUACGCCGUCGAUGGUCAUCGACGCGGACAUCUCAAACCUGUCAAGCUUCCCUGGGUGUUUGGAGCAUGUCGUUGCCGCGUCAACGCGCAGAGGGUUGCCAAUCGUGUUGGGACUGCCGUCUGCGGAAUCCGACGAUGUGGAAGCUAAGCCUGGUAAGCACUCACUUUUUCUGCUGCUUCCCGCUCUUCUGCCCGUUCGUGAAGUGUUGUUUGCUUCGUUGCUUCGAGAAUGCUCUGUUGCCGGCCGACAACUGGACGUUGAGGAUGGGGUUCGUGAGGUGGUGUUUGGUUUGGUGCUCUUGCGAAGUUGCGUUGUUGAUCUCCAUCUGAAAUUUGUCGGUGGCUAUUUCUUGUACAGGUCGACGAAGUCGUGGAAAAACAAACAGUUCGCAGGAGCCGCCGGCCCCCGCCAGGCUGUCAGUCCUUGUUGCAGAAGGCACUGGUCGUGGCGAUGUCACCGAUAUGUUUUGUGGGGACACUAAGCCUCGCGGCCCUCCCGAAACGGUAGUCGUGCCCAUUGUGGGCCCUCGCGCAAGACUCGUUGCAGAGACACCGG
Molecule: messenger RNA, 5268 nt
Organism: Chara braunii
Lineage: Eukaryota; Viridiplantae; Streptophyta; Charophyceae; Charales; Characeae
Source: the annotation of a GenBank genome assembly